CCUGCUUGGCCCUGCUGUUGGCUUCCUCCUCCCCAGCCUUCCCUCAGCCCGCACACCAGCCAGCUCCGUUAUGGUGACCCACAGCCCCAGCAUCGUGAUUAGUGAUGAUGAACCAGGUUAUGACCUAGAUUUAUUUUGUAUACCUAAUCAUUAUGCUGAGGACUUGGAAAAGGUGUUUAUUCCUCAUGGACUAAUUAUGGACAGGACCAAAUGGCUGGCUCAAGAUGUGAUGAAGGAGAUGGGAGGCCAUCACAUCGUGGCCCUCUGUGUGCUCAAGGGGGGCUAUAAAUUCUUUGCUGACCUGCUGGAUUACAUCAAAGCACUAAACAGAAAUAGUGAUAGAUCUAUACCUAUAACUGUAGAUUUUAUCAGACUGAAGAGCUAUUGUAAUGACCAGUCAACAGGUGACAUAAAAGUAAUUGGUGAAGAUGAUCUCUCAACUUUCACUGGAAAGAAUGUCUUGAUUGUUGAAGAUAUAAUUGACACUGGCAAAACAGUGCAAACCUUGCUUUCCUUGGUCAAGCAGCAUAAUCCAAAGCUGGUCAAGGUUGCAAGCUGGCUGGUGAAAAGGACCCCUCAAAGUGUUGGAUAUAAACCAGACUUUGCUGGAUUUGAAAUUCCAGACAAGUUUGUUGUAGGAUAUGCCCUUGACUGUAAUGAAUACUUCAGGGAUUUGAAUCAUGUUUGUGUCAUUAGCAAAACUGGAAAAGCAAAAUACAAAGCCUAAGAUGAGAGUUCAAGUUGAGUUUGGAAAUAUCUGUAGUCCCAUUGAAAUCACCAGGAAAAUGAUCAGAUGUUCUAGUUCUGUGGCCAGCUGCUUAGUAGAGCUUAUUGCAUGUAUCUUCUAAGAAUGUUAUCCGUUUUGUAUUUUAGAAAGGCCAGUUGCUGCAUUCCUGAACUCUUUAUUUGCACUAGGAGCCUGUAGACUAUCAGUUCCCUUUGGGUGGAUUGUUGUUUGACGUGUGAAUGAAAAAUCUCUUAAACCACACCACUACUGAAUGAAAAUAUUGAAAUUGUACCUGUAAGAAACAUUGACAGAGAAGAAUAUAUUAGUUUUUUAACUGGUAUUUUAAUUUUUAUAUAUUCAGGAAAGAACAGAAGUGACUGAAUAUUGUUAAUUAAACCACUGUGUGUUUAGAAAAGAAGCAGUCAGUUUCAUGUCA
This is a messenger RNA of Orcinus orca (killer whale), 1163 nucleotides long. RefSeq names its product hypoxanthine-guanine phosphoribosyltransferase-like. Gene Ontology annotation, biological process: IMP salvage; hypoxanthine metabolic process; purine ribonucleoside salvage. The record is from RefSeq and is a predicted model, not a curated record. The transcript has a single exon. Lineage: Eukaryota; Metazoa; Chordata; Mammalia; Artiodactyla; Delphinidae. Bases 71 to 727 code for a protein of 218 amino acids. Gene Ontology annotation, molecular function: hypoxanthine phosphoribosyltransferase activity; magnesium ion binding.